This is a messenger RNA of Cannabis sativa, 2860 nucleotides long. Its product is annotated as protein ALTERED PHOSPHATE STARVATION RESPONSE 1. Bases 674 to 2578 code for a protein of 634 amino acids. The transcript has 4 exons. The record is from RefSeq and is a predicted model, not a curated record. NCBI's taxonomy places the organism in Eukaryota, Viridiplantae, Streptophyta, Magnoliopsida, Rosales, Cannabaceae.
CUAAUUAAUAUAAUGAGAUUAGGUUAAUUUUGGAAUUAAAAAAAUAAAAAAACAUGGUGUAUUUGGGAAAUAGUGGCUCUCUGCCCAAAGUACACAGUACAUUGUCUCUCUCUUAAACCUGUCCUAUGCAGCUAUGCUUUGCUCUUCUUCACUCACCACAUUCCAAAACUCAAACUCAAAAUCCCAAACCCAAACUCAAACCUAAAUCUUCAACUUCAACUUUCGGAUCAAAUCAAUGUAAGUACAGAUCUUUUUUAACCAUAACAAGAAGAUGAACAACAUCAAGUUACUCCAACCUCUGUCAUUUUCAGUCAAAUAAAUAAACUUAUUAUAUCUUUCCUUUUCAUACUUCUGUUUUAUUAUUAACCUUAACUUUAGUUUAAUAUCACUUCAAACCCCAAAACCCAAAGAAAUCUCUUUUUCUCCACUUAAAAACUCAGACCCAACAGAAGAAGAAGAAGAGGGUUCUUUUCUGCCAUUAAUGAAAGCUUGAAACUUCAAAACCCAAAGAAGAAGAGAAAGUUGAGUUUUUUAUUUCAAGCUUCAAACAGAAGAAACCCCUCCUCUUCAGUUCUGCCAUUAAUGAAAGCUUGAAGAAGAAGAAGAGGGUUCUGUUCUGCCAUUAAAGAUUGGAUUUUUAUUUGUUCUUCAUCAAAUCAAAUCAAAUAAAAUCAUGGGUUGUUGUUACUCAAGAAUAGAGAGAGAAGAAACAGUUAGUCGAUGUAAAUCUCGAAAGAGAUACAUGAAACACUUAGUCAAAGCUCGUCAAGCCAUGUCAGCAUCUCACACAAUGUAUCUUCGUUCUCUCCGAACAACUGGCUCAGCUCUUCUUCACUUCGCCAAUGCAGAAACCCAUCUCCAUCUCCAUCUCCAUCUCCACCACCACCACCGCCCACCGCCACCGCCGGUAAACCCAUCACCAUCUCCACCACCGCCACAAAUCCCAAUGAGCCCAAGUUCUGACACGUGGACAUCAGUAACAGCUUCCCCUGCUCUUCCUCCUCCUCCUCCGCCGCCGCCUCCACCGCCGCCGGCUCCGUCAUCGACUUGGGAUUUCUGGGACCCUUUUGUCCCUUCUUCGUCGCGGUCGGUGACUGAGGAAGAAUGGGAUGACGGAACCACGGUGGCUGUGACGGUCACCGGAGCGGCGAGUACGGCGGCACCGCCUUCUGUUGUGAGUGGAUUUUCGAAGGAGAGUUCGAGUGAGUUGGCUAUGGUGGUUUCGAGGAAUAGUAAGGAUUUAGUUGAGAUUAUUAAAGAGCUUGAUGAGUAUUUGCUUAAAGCUGCUGAGGCUGGUUCUCAGCUUUCGGCAUUGUUGGAAGUUCCGAGCUCUGGUUUUUCUACUCAGAGCAACAAUGGAGGUAAGGUUUAUAACUAUGGUUGGAGCUUGAGUCCAUCUUCAUGGUCAUGGGGUUCAAAUCCCAAGCUUUAUGGAGGAGGAGUAGUCCAAAGUAAUAUUUUCAAUCAUAAUAUUGGAAAUUUCAAUAAUAAUAAUAAUAUUAAUGGGAGUCAUUGUUCUACUAUCGAGAGACUUUAUGCUUGGGAAAAGAAACUAUUUGAAGAAGUUAAGGGUGUGGAGACCAUAAAAAAAGAACAUGAAAAGAAAAUGUCAAUUUUGAAGAAGCUAGAAAUGAAGAGAGGUGAUUAUAUGAAGACUGAGAAGACAAAGAAAGAAGUUGAGAAAUUGGAGUCAGAAAUGAUGGUUUCUUCUCAAGCUAUUGAGUCAACUUCUACUGAAAUAAUUAAACUCAGAGAGACAGAGUUACAUCCUCAGCUUAUUGACCUAGUCAAAGGAUUAAUGUGCAUGUGGAGGAGCAUGUAUGAGUGCCACCAAGUUCAGAAACAUAUUGUCCAACAACUCAAAUACCUCAAUGCCAUCCCGUCCACCGAACCAACUUCCGAGCUUCACCGCCAAUCAACACUCGAGCUCGAGCUUCAAGUACAACAAUGGCAUAUGUCAUUUUGCAACAUGGUUAAAGCUCAACAAGAUUACAUCCAAUCCCUCACGGGAUGGCUCCGACUUAGCCUCUUCCAAUUUAACAAAAAUCCACUCUCGAGAACCGGUCAAGAAUCGAAAAUCUACUCUCUUUGUGAAGAAUGGCAUCUCGCAAUUGAUCGCAUUCCCGACAAAGUAGCUUCCGAGGGAAUCAAGAGCUUCUUAACGGUGAUCCACGCCAUUGUUGUUCAACAAGCGGAGGAACAUAAACAAAAGAAGAAAUCAGAAGCUGUGUUUAAAGAACUCGAGAAAAAGGUAGCGAACCUUAGAUCAUUGGAAUCCAAGUACGGCCCUUACUCGGUGCCUGAAUCCUCGGGUGGUGUUUCUAGAAGAAACCCGGUAGCUGAGAAGCGAUUAAAGGUGGAAAUGUUGCGAGCUAAGGCAGAGGAAGAGAAAACGAAACAUGAAAAGGCAGUGAGCGUGACAAGGGCCAUGACACUAAAUAACUUGCAGAUGGGAUUGCCUCAUGUUUUCGAGGGAAUGGUGGGGUUUUCGAGCGUGUGUAUGCAUGCGUUCGAAUCAGUAUACAACCACACCAAGAGUUCCGGUCAAGAGGUGGAUGUUAAAAGGCUUCUACAGUAAGAAUCGCCUUUUUUUAAAUCUUUUAGAACGAACGGUCGAAUUCUUGUACAUAGAUUGUUCGUCGUUUUUGGUAGGCAGGGGAGAGCUAGAGUCGUAGCAGCGGUGUUAGCGCAGUUGGUUUGGUACAUAGCGGUUAAAUCUGUUGAAGAUUUGUGUAUGAAAUGCACCAGAGCUACGAGUUUCGAAUUACUUUAUUAGUACUUUUGUCACAAAACAUUUGAUAUGGUAGUUCUUUGUUAUCUAAUUAUCUUUUAAGUUUUAAGUGAUGGUUUCUUAUCAUUA